Molecule: messenger RNA, 1224 nt
Organism: Venustampulla echinocandica
Lineage: Eukaryota; Fungi; Ascomycota; Leotiomycetes; Helotiales; Pleuroascaceae
Product: putative Taurine catabolism dioxygenase TauD
Exons: 4
Coding region: 1-1224 (407 amino acids)
Molecular function (GO): oxidoreductase activity
Source: RefSeq, a predicted model, not a curated record
AUGUCAGUUGCUACGGGAGUCUCACCUGGCCUUCGCGGGUUGCCAGCUGGUCUUCCCCGGCUUGCCCCUGUCGAUCGCAGAUUCUUUGCCGAUGGCCUCAGAACUAGCGGACAGCAUCCUCCAAUUGAUAGCCAACUUAGCUCCUUUGAUCAAUUUCCCAAGAGAAUCACUGGCCGUACUGUCUGGACCCCUGAUGAGAUGGCCGAUAACCCAGACAAAUGGAUCCACAAGUGGACGCCAUCUGAGCUGGCCGAAUUGGAGCGUGCAGUUGAUGCGUUCACGUCUUCAGGUGAACACCUAGUCAAUAUAAGCAAAACAAAUUUCCCUCUACCAGGACUUACUCCGGUGCUCGAUACAGCAAGGGACGACAUCCUGAACGGCCGUGGCUUUAUAUUAUUUCGUGGUUUGCCGAUCGAUACGUGGGGCAGAUACAGAGCCGCGGUCGCGACCAUGGGCAUUUCAGUCCACUUUGGCUACCUACUAUCUCAGAACAAGUUAGGAUUGAUCCUGGGUCACGUAACCAACCAGGGCGUUGAUUACAAAAACAAUCUAGACAAAAUCAAAAUUUCUGCUAGCAACGCCCCGCAAUUCUACCACACGGACGAGACUGAUAUCGUCGGCCUCUUGUUCUGUGCCCCAGGUGAGACCGGAGGCGCUUCAGGUUGCGCGUCAGCUCAUACUGUAUGGAAUGAGCUUGUAAAGGAGCGGCCAGACGUUGCGAAGACCUUGUCUUCUCCAAUUUGGUAUGUUGACCGCAAAGGCGAGAUCACCGACGGCCAGGAGCCUUGGUUCAAAAACCCGAUUUUCUUCGUUGAACCUGGUGGAAAGAAACGUGUCUAUGUCAAAUGGGACCCAUACUUUGUCAAAUCCCUGUCUCGCUUCAGCGAUAAAGGAUUGAUCCCUCCAUUGUCAAAUGAGCAGAAAGAGGCAAUGGAAGUCCUUGAGGCUUGCUGCCAGAAGAAUGGCCUGGUAUACGAUUGUGAGCUUGGAGACAUACAGUUCGUUUCUUGCUGCCAGACAUUUCAUUCUCGCACUGGCUUCACUGACCCGCCUGCACCCAAGCCACCGCGGUGCCUUUUGCGUACUUGGAUUGGUACGCCUGAGCAUGAAGGUGGCUGGUGCCUUCCUUUCCACGACAGCACUUUUCCGAAGAGGGGCGGUAUCCAAGUCGAUAAUACACCACCAACGGCUGAUCCACUUGUCACUGCCGGAGGGACAGAGUGA